CGGCUCCUCCUCAGGGCGCCCGGCUGCAUCCCCGGCCGGAAGAGGAAGGCGGCCCGGCGCCGAGGAGAGCCGGGGAGGAGCCGCAGCAUCCCCAGGGACGGCUCCCGGCGGGCGGAGGAGCGGUAGAGCACUUGGGAACAUGGCUCUGAGACAGAGAGAAGCCAGCAGCAACUCCACCGACGACAAGCAAGAGCAGAACUGCAGUCGUGUUAUUACAAUCGUCUUCCUGGCACUCCUCAUUGACUUGUUGGGAUUUGCUCUCAUUUUGCCAUUGUUUCCUUCCAUCCUUGAUUAUUACAGCCAGAAUGAGGAUGGAUUCUAUUUGUCAUUGCAACGUGGUGUGGACUGGUUUGCAGCCAUGGUUGGAAUGCCUUCAGAGAGGAAAUACAACAGUGUCUUGUUUGGAGGUCUGAUUGGCUCAAUGUUUUCCAUCCUUCAGUUUUUCUCCUCUCCCCUCACUGGAGCUUUGUCAGACUGCUUGGGAAGAAGGCCAGUCAUCCUGAUGACAGCGAUGGGUUUGAUAGCAUCUUAUGCACUAUGGGCUGCAUCUCGGUCUUUCGGCGUUUUUCUUCUCUCCAGGAUGAUAGGUGGAAUAAGCAAAGGGAAUGUCAGCCUCUGCACAGCUAUAAUUGCUGACUUGCACUCUCCAAAAGCACGGAGCAAGGGCAUGGCAAUGAUUGGUGUUGCUUUCUCCCUUGGUUUUACCCUGGGUCCCAUGAUUGGAGCGUAUCUAGCUAUGGAGACAGAAAAAGGAGAAGUCUUCUAUCUUCGUUCAGCAUUAUUAGCGCUCACGUUUGCUGCAGCUGACUUGAUUUUCAUCUUCUUCCUGCUUCCAGAGACACUUCCCAAAGAAAAGCGGGUCUCCUCUGUGACAUCUGGGUUUCAGGCAGCAGCUGAUUUGCUCAGUCCUUUGGCUUUAUUCCGGUUCUCUGCAGUCACCCAAGGGAAGGAGGCCCCUUCAGAUCAGAAUCUUCAGAACCUCAAACUCUUGGGCCUGGCUUACUUCCUGUACCUCUUCCUGUUUUCUGGAUUGGAGUACACACUGAGUUUUCUUACUCACCAGAGAUUCCAGUUCAGCAGUAUGCAGCAGGGCAAGAUGUUUUUCUUUAUUGGAAUUACAAUGGCUGUGAUCCAGGGAGGCUACGCUCGCCGAAUAAAGCCAGGAAAUGAAAUCAGAGCCGUAAAAAGGGCCAUUCUGCUGUUGAUUCCAGCGUUCCUGUUCAUUGGAUGGGCUGCCAACGUGACCCUGCUGAGCGCCGGACUGUUGCUGUACUCUUUCGCUGCCGCCAUUGUUAUCCCGUGUUUGUCUGCAGUGGUGUCAGGCUACGGUUCUGCCAGCCAGAAAGGAAGAGUUAUGGGGAUCCUGAGGAGCCUGGGGGCUCUGGCGAGGGCGCUGGGACCUGUCCUGUCAGCCACAGUUUACUGGCUGGCAGGGGCAGAGAGCUGCUUCACCAUCUGCGGAGCUUUCUUCCUCAUCCCCUUCGUUUUACUCGGUUCUAUCAAACAGCAGACAAAGGAGGAGUAGGCAAAGGUCAGACACCAGAGCAGCUUCCAAGGACCUCCCCGCCACCUGAUUCUCAUCGCCUGAGUCCACUGACGAGACUGGGAGAAGGCGAUGCAGUAACUGCUGCUGCUUUCUUAUGGCCUCCAUGAGCACUUCAGCUACCACGGCCUCCCAGCUGCCUUGGACAGGUUUGAAAAUGAAAACAAGGAAAACAAAACAUGCUGCAGUUCAGUAAAGCACUGAGAGCACCAGACGAGGCUUGGCAAGCUGAGACCGGCCUUAUGGCAGCGCUGCUGCACACCAAGCCCCUAAACGACAAUUUGACGUCAAGUGCUGCCCGCCAACACACUGCAGCCCGUAAGGAGCUGCUCUUUGUGCAUCUCCUUUGUCACCAGCACAAGCCGACGAACCCCAGUGCCCAAAGCCACCACGGAGAGGACUGUCCUGCCUCCAGCUGGCACAGAACAACUCACAGGAGCCGUCUGACAGACACUGGAUGCUGCACAGCACGAGUUACCUGUGAGUGGAGCUGGUAGGAGCCAAAUCAACUGCCUUAAAACCUGACAAUCACAAAGCAGAGGCGAGCAGCACACUCCAGGCUUCCUGAGCCUGACCGGUACUUUGGUGUUAAUGGACUGGUUUUACUAUACAAUUAAAUUGAGCUGUUUUAUAUUUCUAGUACUGCAUGUUUUCUGAUGACCAAACACUGUUUAUAUUUUCAAAUAAACUGUUACACUGUGCUUUACCCAGUCAGAAAAACACAACAGCGCUGCAAUGAUUUGGACAGUGAAUCUGGAGUCCAGGAGCCCACAUGAGUGACCAGAAUCCCCCAGCAGCCAACAUGAAAUCACUGCUAAAUGCCCACCAGAACAUGGAGCCCAUGAAUUAAAGGUUCAGGCCUACGGCUGUAGAACAGGACGAGUUCUGAAAGCAAAUGGGAACAGGCUUUUUUUAAAGAGUUUUAUUUGUGAGUAGAACUUAAUUGAUACAAGAGAAAGAAAAACACAGGACUUUAAUUUGCCCCGGAGUGUGUAACCAUAGCAUACAUGACUACGUUCCAUCGGUAAUACAAAGAAUUAAAAGAACAAACUACAAAAUUUGAAAUUAAAAGUCAUUGCAUAUGUGGUCAGAGAUAAAUGGAGGGACUCCAUUAAUGAACUGAAACAUAGAGCAAUUAGUCAUUUAAUUACGACCCUGCAAUAGAACACAAGUUAGCAAAAUAAGUAUUGUAUGCUUCCUAGUGUACAGAGGACAUACAAGGUUAAUUACAAGCUGAAAGCCAUUAGUGCCAUGCAGCCCUGACUAACCAUGGCUGUUCAGGGGUCUCUCUCGCACAGUGAGUUACUGCUGCUCCUAUUCCCACCGCACCUCUACCCAUCCCAACCGGGCAAGGUCCCAUUCCUCACAGCAUUCAAUGCUGCUUGGAAAGCUCUGCUCAUCUGAAGCCUUACAGCCCUGAUUGCCAUUCCAUUUUCCCUUCACUGUCUGAAACCAACCCAAGGUUCCAACGCCCCAGGCCUAAUAUAGGCCUCUCUGACCCCCAGCUGCUGAACCCAUCUCUCCUCUGAUGCUUUCUACUACAUGAAUUGUAAGGCAUUAAAUUCUCCGCUGCUGACAUUGUCCUGACAUUGACACCACGUGCUGUUUGCUGCACAUACUGCCCUCUCCCAUACAGGAGUUUUCAAUGUUUCUGUUGUUAAACCCAGAAGUGCCGCCACUGGGAGGC
This is a messenger RNA of Coturnix japonica (Japanese quail), 3230 nucleotides long. RefSeq names its product solute carrier family 75 member 1 (gene SLC75A1). Gene Ontology annotation, cellular component: brush border membrane. NCBI's taxonomy places the organism in Eukaryota, Metazoa, Chordata, Aves, Galliformes, Phasianidae. The record is from RefSeq and is a predicted model, not a curated record. Gene Ontology annotation, molecular function: transmembrane transporter activity. Gene Ontology annotation, biological process: transmembrane transport.